Messenger RNA from Cyphellophora europaea CBS 101466, 1356 nucleotides. RefSeq lists its product as uncharacterized. Gene Ontology annotation, biological process: transmembrane transport. Lineage: Eukaryota; Fungi; Ascomycota; Eurotiomycetes; Chaetothyriales; Cyphellophoraceae. Gene Ontology annotation, cellular component: fungal-type vacuole membrane. Gene Ontology annotation, molecular function: transmembrane transporter activity. The transcript is spliced from 2 exons. The coding region runs from base 1 to 1356 and encodes 451 amino acids. The record is from RefSeq and is a predicted model, not a curated record.
AUGUCACAGACGCAAGUCGAGCACACCGAGCUGAGGACUAUGCCCCAACGGCCUUCUCAAAACAACACACCUGAAGUUGUCAUGCGCUCGGCCAGCGAUGACACCACGGUUGACGGUCUGGCCCCAGUAGACAGAGGAUGGCCUGCUUGGAAAAUGCUCCUCUCAGCAUUCCUCUUCGAGUCACUCUUCUGGGGGUUCCCAUUAUCUUUCGGUGUCUUCCAGAAUUACUAUUCCCACCAACCCGAGUACGCCAACCAGCCAUACGUUUCCGUCAUCGGCACCGUCGCCUCCGGCAUCUCAUACAUGGGAGCCCCCAUCAUCAUCCCCUUCCUCAAACGUGCACACAACCACCGCACCAAAAUGAUCUGGGGAGGUUGGGCCCUCGCCAUCAUCGGCGUGCUCGGCAGUUCCUUCUCCAAGUCCCUCGGCGCCAUCAUCUUCACGCAAGGCGUCAUGUACGGCGUCGGCUUCACCGUGUUCUACUACCCUAUUAUUGGAAUGGUGAACGAAUAUUGGGUCGCCCGCCGGGGCAUGGCCUACGGACUCCUGUGCUCCGCGUCCGGCGUCUCGGGCAUCAUCUUCCCCUUCAGCCUCGAAGCCAUGCUCAACAGGUACGGCUCGGCCACCACGCUCCGCGCCGUCGCCGUCGGCCUCACCGUCACCACCGCCCCCCUAAUCCUCUUCAUCAAAGGCCGCCUGCCCCACACCACAGCCACCGAAACCCAUCUGAGCAGCACAACAGACUACGCCUUCCUCCGCCGCCCCCUCUUCUGGAUCUACACGGCCUCCAACCUCGCCAACGGCCUCGGCUACUUCUUCCCGCCCCUCUACCUCCCCUCCCACGCCUCCUCGCUCGGGCUCUCCACGCGCGCCGGCGCCAUCCUCCUGGCCCUCAUGUCCAUCGCGCAGGUCUUCGGCCAGCUCUCCUUCGGCUACCUCUCCGACCGCCGCCUGCCGCUCAACGCGCUAAUCCUGACCUCAACGCUCGUCACCUCCGCCGCCGUGCUGGCGCUGUGGGGCCUGGCGCGCAGUUUUGCCGUGCUGAGUGUCUUUGCUGUCAUCUACGGGUUCUUUGGGGCUGGGUAUACGGCCAUGUGGGCAAGGAUGGGUACGGCGGUGGCGGGGGACGCGACGGCCGCGUUUGCGGCGUUUGGGCUGUUUAAUUUUGGGAAGGGGCUGGGGAAUAUCUUUGCGGGGCCGAUUAGUGGAGGGUUGCUGAUGAGGGAGGUGGAUACGAGCAGGUAUGGUGCUGCGAAGUACGAGGCGAUUGUAUUGUUUUCGGGGUCCUGCAUGCUUGCUAGUGCAGUGUGCGCCGCGGGUGCGUGGCUCAGGCCAUGGAAGACAGCCACUGCGUAG